Molecule: messenger RNA, 4619 nt
Organism: Rhinopithecus roxellana (golden snub-nosed monkey)
Lineage: Eukaryota; Metazoa; Chordata; Mammalia; Primates; Cercopithecidae
Gene: TRERF1
Product: transcriptional regulating factor 1
Exons: 18
Coding region: 795-4388 (1197 amino acids)
Biological process (GO): regulation of transcription by RNA polymerase II; negative regulation of DNA-templated transcription
Cellular component (GO): transcription regulator complex; histone deacetylase complex
Molecular function (GO): transcription corepressor activity
Source: RefSeq, a predicted model, not a curated record
CCCCUUCCCUCUAAGCGAUGGCUGAGAGGCGGUGCAUGCAGAUGGGGAGUAAGUUUCCUGAAGGGGAGGGUGGAUGCACGCGCGCAACCCGGCGCUGCAAAUUUCCACCGGGGAGGGAGAACGGCUGGAUGCGGAGAGUUUGGAGUUGCUUGCGGCGGAGGGCAGGAAGGGGAACAGGGCUGGGAAAGGGGACUGGCGGGCGCUAUAUCUGGGAGUAAGUUUCCAGCAUCAGGAGAGCCUGCACGCUUGCUCACUACUCUGCUCGUCCCCCCAUCUCACCCCCCAAGCGGAGACUGGUCUUCUCGUCGGAUUGCCCAUGCACUUGUUGCAGAAACAGCCAAGGCCCUGGCUGUGGAGGAUGCUGAAGGAAGAAGACGCAGAAGCAGGACUACCCUGAAAGAUUCAGCCUCUUCAUCUUCAAACAGGACCAGGCCUCCUCUUCCCGCCUGUCCAGCAGCAUGAAAGCAGCAUGACUGGCCGACCGCAGGAGAAGCCCCCAGAACCAGGCCCCCAACUCAGCCAUCUGCGGAGGUCAAGGUGUGAGCACCGUCUCCUCACCACAGUGCUGUGUGGUCCGUACCUCAGCCAGGGAGAGGAUGUGAAACCCCCCGCCCUGCACAUGAGUGGUACAGGCCAACAGGAACACCUGGCUCCAGCCACGUUCACAGACAUGUCAGCUGUGGAGUAGUGCCGACACUUUCUCUCAGCUUCUCAGGGUUUCAGUCCUUUUGGGUUUGUUUUAUUUACCUUUUUUAUGGUUUUGUGGCUGGACGUUCACAACCAAGGCAGACAGCAUGGGUGACCAGCAACUGUACAAGACCAACCAUGUGGCCCACGGUAGUGAGAACCUUUUCUACCAACAGCCACCACUUGGCGUCCACAGCGGGCUGAACCACAACUAUGGGAAUGCAGUAACAGGGGGCGGAAUGGAUGCCCCUCAGGCCUCGCCCAUCUCCCCCCACUUCCCUCAAGAAACGCGGGAUGGUCUGGGCUUGCCUGUUGGCUCCAAAAACCUUGGCCAAAUGGAUACCUCGAGGCAGGGAGGGUGGGGAAGUCAUGCAGGGCCUGGAAACCAUGUCCAGCUACGUGGAAACCUGGCCAACUCAAACAUGAUGUGGGGGGCACCGGCCCAGGCUGAGCCCACUGAUGGCUACCAAUAUACCUACUCCCAGGCCAGCGAGAUCCGGACCCAGAAGCUUACCAGCGGUGUCUUACACAAGCUGGACUCUUUCACCCAGGUGUUUGCCAACCAAAACCUGCGAAUUCAGGUCAACAAUAUGGCCCAGGUGCUGCACACUCAGUCAGCAGUGAUGGAUGGAGCCCCUGACAGUGCCCUCCGCCAGCUGCUGUCUCAGAAGUCCAUGGAGCCCCCAGCACCGGCUAUCCCUUCCCGCUACCAGCAGGUGUCCCAGCAGCCUCACCCUGGUUUCACUGGUGGGCUGUCCAAACCAGCCCUUCAGGUCGGGCAGCACCCUACCCAAGGGCACCUGUAUUAUGACUACCAGCAGCCACUGGCUCAGGUGCCAGUGCAGGGAGGACAGACACUGCAGGCCCCACAGAUGCUGUCACAGCACAUGCAACAGAUGCAGCAGCACCAGUAUUACCCACCGCAGCAACAGCAGCAAGCUGGGCAACAGCGUAUCUCCGUGCAAGAAAUACAGACGCAGCCGCAACAAAUUCGCCCAUCACAACCACAGCCGCCGCCACCGCCGCCGCCGCCGCAGCAGCAGCUACAGCUGCAGCAGCGGCAGGGUUCAAUGCAGAUACCUCAGUAUUAUCAGCCCCAACCCAUGAUGCAGCACUUGCAAGAGCAGCAGCAGCAACAGAUGCACCUGCAGCCCCCUUCUUAUCACAGGGACCCUCACCAGUAUACCCCAGAGCAGGCACACACUGUCCAGCUGAUUCCCCUGGGCUCCAUGUCCCAGUACUACUACCAGGAGCCCCAGCAGCCCUACAGCCACCCCCUCUACCAGCAGAGCCACCUGCCCCAGCACCAGCAGCGUGAGGACAGUCAGCUGAAGACCUACUCCAGCGACAGACAGGCCCAGGCCAUGCUGAGCUCCCAUGGGGACCUGGGGCCUCCUGAUGCAGGAAUGGGAGACCUAGCGAGCUCGGAUCUGACCCGGGUCAGCAGCGCCCUCCCCCAUCGCCCCCUCCUGUCCCCCAGUGGGAUCCACCUCAACAACAUGGGGCCUCAGCAUCAGCAGCUGUCUCCUAGUGCCAUGUGGCCCCAGAUGCACCUACCUGAUGGGAGAGCCCAGCCAGGGUCCCCUGAGUCAAGUGGCCAACCCAAAGGAGUGUUUGGGGAGCAGUUUGAUGCCAAGAACAAGCUGACAUGCUCCAUCUGCCUGAAGGAGUUCAAGAACCUGCCUGCCCUGAACGGCCACAUGCGGUCCCAUGGGGGAAUGAGGGCCUCCCCCAACCUCAAACAGGAGGAAGGAGAGAAGGUCCUGCCGCCUCAGCCCCAGCCGCCACUGCCGCCUCCGCCUCCGCCGCCGCCACAGCUCCCUCCCGAGGCAGAAAGCCUCACGCCUAUGGUCAUGCCCGUGUCUGUCCCUGUCAAGCUUCUCCCACCCAAGCCCAGCUCUCAGGGGUUCACCAACAGCACCGUUGCCGCCCCCUCCGCCAGAGACAAGCCAGCCAGCUCGAUGUCGGACGACGAGAUGCCUGUGCUCGAAAUCCCCAGGAAGCAUCAGCCCAGCGUGCCCAAAGCCGAGGAGCCCCUCAAGACCGUGCAGGAGAAGAAAAAGUUCCGGCACCGGCCGGAACCACUCUUCAUCCCGCCGCCGCCCUCCUACAACCCGAACCCCGCCGCCUCCUACUCGGGCGCUACCCUUUACCAGAGUCAGCUGCGCUCCCCGCGCGUCCUCGGGGAUCACCUGCUCCUGGACCCCACCCACGAGCUGCCCCCUUACACGCCCCCACCCAUGCUGAGCCCGGUGCGCCAGGGCUCGGGGCUCUUCAGCAAUGUCAUCUCCGGCCACGGCCCUGGCGCCCACCCGCAGCUGCCCCUGACGCCCCUGACGCCCACGCCACGGGUGCUGCUGUGUCGCUCCAACAGCAUCGAUGGCAGCAACGUGACGGUCACCCCAGGGCCUGGAGAGCAGACUGUAGAUGUUGAACCACGCAUCAACAUUGGCUUGAGAUUCCAAGCAGAAAUCCCUGAACUCCAAGAUAUCUCUGCUCUGGCCCAGGACACACACAAGGCCACACUGGUAUGGAAGCCCUGGCCAGAACUAGAAAACCAUGACCUCCAGCAAAGAGUGGAGAAUCUUCUGCAUUUGUGCUGUUCCAGUGCAUUGCCAGGUGGAGGAACGAAUUCUGAAUUUGCUUUGCACUCUCUGUUUGAGGCCAAAGGUGAUGUAAUGGUUGCUCUGGAAAUGCUGCUGCUGCGGAAGCCGGUCAGGUUAAAAUGUCAUCCUUUAGCAAAUUACCACUAUGCCGGUUCGGACAAGUGGACCUCCCUAGAAAGAAAACUGUUUAACAAAGCACUAGCCACUUACAGCAAAGACUUUAUUUUUGUACAGAAGAUGGUGAAGUCCAAGACGGUGGCUCAGUGCGUGGAGUACUACUACACAUGGAAAAAGAUCAUGCGGCUGGGGCGGAAACACCGGACACGUCUGGCAGAAAUCAUCGACGAUUGUGUGACAAGUGAAGAAGAAGAAGAGUUAGAGGAGGAGGAGGAGGACCCGGAAGAAGAUAGGAAAUCCACAAAAGAAGAAGAGAGUGAGGUGCCGAAGUCCCCGGAGCCGCCACCCGUCCCCGUCCUGGCUCCCACGGAGGGGCCGCCCCUGCAAGCCCUGGGCCAGCCCUCAGGCUCCUUCAUCUGUGAAAUGCCCAACUGUGGGGCUGUGUUCAGCUCUCGACAGGCACUGAAUGGCCAUGCCCGCAUCCACGGGGGCACCAACCAGGUGACCAAGGCCCGAGGUGCUGUCCCCUCUGGGAAGCAGAAGCCUGGUGGCACCCAGAGUGGGUACUGUUCGGUGAAGAGCUCACCCUCUCACAGCACCACCAGCGGCGAGACAGACCCCACCACCAUCUUCCCCUGCAAGGAGUGUGGCAAAGUCUUCUUCAAGAUCAAAAGCCGAAAUGCGCACAUGAAAACUCACAGGCAGCAGGAGGAACAGCAGAGGCAAAAGGCUCAGAAGGCGGCUUUUGCAGCUGAGAUGGCAGCCACGAUCGAGAGGACUACGGGGCCCGUGGGGGCGCCAGGGCUGCUGCCCCUGGACCAGCUGAGUCUGAUAAAACCCAUCAAGGACGUGGACAUCCUCGACGACGACGUUGUCCAGCAGUUGGGAGGUGUCAUGGAAGAGGCUGAAGUCGUGGACACCGAUCUUCUCUUGGAUGAUCAAGAUUCAGUCUUGCUUCAGGGUGACGCAGAACUAUAAAGCCCUGUGUGUCACUUAAAGACAGUGAAAACCCACGGCCUCCGUCUUCAUUAAUCAGGAAACCUGGACUGUCUGCUUGUUUUGUAACCCUUUUAAACUACCUGUUUUAAAAGUGGUCAUUUUAUUCAGGUUUAGAAAAAAAAAUCCCAUUUCUUUUCCUUUUAUUUAAAAAAAAAAAAAUUGUUUUUGUGGGGGGUUGGGGGAAUAAAUAAUUGGCACAACUAUCUUUAA